Molecule: messenger RNA, 1606 nt
Organism: Paramecium pentaurelia
Lineage: Eukaryota; Ciliophora; Oligohymenophorea; Peniculida; Parameciidae
Source: the annotation of a GenBank genome assembly
AUGUUCAAAAACAACACUAUCAAUUUAUACAAAUGUACAUCAAUCAUUAAACAAAAAUCUACAAAUGAGAUUCUUCAACAAAAGAAAUACAUAUAAAAACAAUAUCUCAAACAUCCUAAGCCAUAAAAAUUCUAUCCUGGUACAUUAGAGGAUUUAUAUUUUAAAUUUCAUUGUCAUGGGUCUUCUAUGACAUUUGAUAAUCAAAUGGAUAUUCUUUAGAACAUGGUUAAUUAAAAUAGUUCAUUUAAAUAUCUUUCCUUUUAUGGUGUACCAUCAAUAAUUAGCUCAUUAACAAGUGAACUUAAAAGUUUAAACUAUACAGAUACAGAUGGUAAAUCUCUCUCUUUAAUUAAUAGAAUACAAUAUUUCAUAGUUCAUUAAUAUUCUUCAUUAGAUUAAAUAUUAUGAUUAAUAAUCUUGGAUUGUAGCCAUGGACAAUUAUCACAAAUAAGGUGUACUCAAUUGGUAUUAAUACACUGAGUUUACUCAUGCUGUGUAUGAUUUUUCAGCAUGCUUAAAUGAAAUAUGGCAUUUAAAUAUAGUAAAAGAUAUUUCACAAGAAGCUUUUUGUGAUUUUAUAGGUUUUGUAGAAAAUAAACGAAAUCUUGAUCUUUGUGAGAAAGAAUUGAAUCAAGCAUAUUAACAUCUAAGAAAAUUUAAGGUAUUUGCUAUGAAAAAUUAAAUGCUUGUUAUAAUGCAAUAUUUUAUGUAUGCCUUAAAAUAACCACCUGUAUCUUUGGAAACAUAUUAAUUUAUCUUUUUCUUUUGUAUGGAUCACCUCCUUAUAUAAGAAUUAGAUUAGGCUAAUCGUGCAUUAUUCCUUAAAUUGAUAUAACAAUUUCAUUUGGAACUUAAUAAUUUCUAAGAUAUCAAUAAAUUAAUGUAUAAUUUUGAAGAUUAUAUAUUAUUAAUCAACAUGAUGUUAAAAUAUCAUGAAGAGAUUGAUCAGCCAUUUAGAGAUUAAUUUGCUGAUAGAAUUAUGAAUUUAUUUCUGAGAGGAGAAUUAGAAAAUGUUUCAUAUGAUUCUCUUAAAAAUUUAAAUAUUUUAUCUGAGAUAGUACAUAAUUAAAAAUGUUUUACACUUGCUAAUUAAGUUAUUUAAAUGAUUAAUGAGUUGUCUUUAGUUAAUUUGAAAAAUAUUAAGUAAAAGAAAUAAGACCUUCUAAGCAUUUUUAAUGUAUUUGAAAAAUUAGAAGAUAAAGAUCAAAUUUUAAUAGUUUUAGCCAAAUCUAAUCUGAAUUUAGAUGAUGUUAAUUUUAGUCAUGAAGAUUUGAUUGUUUUUCUUAAAAAAUUAGAUGAAACAGAUUUAGUAUAUUAUUUGACAGACUUAUUGGAAUCUACUUUAACUUAUGUAGCUAAAAAUAUAAAUGAUUUUCAACCAGAUGAUUGGUGUUUCACAUUCUAUUUGGUUUAUAAAUAUGUUGUUAAAGGUCAUGAAGAAGCAAGUAAAUUUGAUAAUGAUUUAAAUAUCUUAAAGUAAUACAUCAAGUUGAGAUAUAUGACAAGUUAUAGGUAAACUAUACCUACUUAUAAUUCAUAUUAUAAAAUAUUGUCAGUUGUAGAAAUAGAAGUAUUCUUUGCUGACGAUUUACUCAAUCUAUAUUGA